UCGGGUCGGCCGGGUAGUUGAAGGCUUUGUCAUGAUUCAGGACCACGAAGAAGGAGAGGAAAGGGUUGUGCUGAAACUUAAACUGACCUAUCAUGAGUGACCCAGAUCGAAAUCCACUGAAGAAACAGCCAUCAAAAACCUCUUUAGAGCAGAGCCUGCGUAUGAUAUCACCCCCACAGCAAGCGCCAAUUACAAUUUAUCCAGGACCCUCAGCAAGAAUGGCCAAUCUUUCCAAGGCGGACCUGGAGAUAGCCCAACGCUUGGAGAACCUUCGGAAGUCUGAUAGUGAAAAUCUGCCAACAGAGGAAGAGAUGGCUAGUCGUCUGGCCCAGCUAAAAGGCCUACCAAGUGACCACUAUGCUAGAACCUCAGCUGCUGCUGCGGCUUACCAACCUCCUGAUCAGAGGACAGAAGUAGAGAAGGCAAUGCAAGAAGUAUCCAUAGACUCUCGUGUCCCCAAUCCCGAUGACGAAUUGGAAGCGAGGCUUGCCCGGCUGAGAGGAGAGGAAUCGCGAGCUGCCCCUCCAGCAGGUGCAGUGGCUUUACCCCCUGUUGCGCAUCCCUUUGGAAGAUCUGAUGUCCCAUUUGAUGACGACUUGGAUGACAUGAGUAUGGAUGAGGUUGAAGUAUUAAUGCAAGUUGCUGGGAGAGAGAUGCAAGCAUCAGCUGACAGAGCCAUGGGUGAACUACAAGCAGACCCCCAGCUGGCCCAGGCCGUUGCACAGGCCACUCGGAAGAAAGAGAAGAAAGGCCGCCAGAAGAAGUCUAAAUCAUCAGGUGGGGGCAAGGGGGACUCCUCUGAUGAUGAGCGGAGGAGCAAGAGUUAUGACAGUGAUAUAGACAUUGAGGGAGGGAAGGCUAUUGAUGCCAUCACAGACCAGGCUGAGGUCCAGAGAAUUAUUGACAUGUACACCAAACGUGCUCAGUUGAAGAAAGAGAGGAAGCGGAGGAAGAAGGAAGCUGCAGCUGCUGCGGGAGCCGUUGGAGGUGCCGUUGGGGGUGAUGAUUCUGACUCAGAUAUAAGCAGUGGUUCUGACUCUGAUUUAACCUCCGAAAGUGAAAAAUUUAGUGAGAGUGAUGAACUCAGUGACUGAGUGGUAUUUCUGGUGUGAACUAAUUUGCAUUUUGCAAUGUCAUAUAUCAUCAGAGUGCUGUCAUAAUGAUAAUUUAAAGUAAUAUUUUGUGGUACUGUUUUUUGAAGUGGACAUGUUGGGAAGCAAAGAAAAUUGCUAUAUUUGGCCAUUCAUGGUGAUAUUAUAUAUAUAUUCUAUAUUGUUGAUAUGACUGUUUUAGUGGUAAGACUUUUCACUUAGAGAUGAAACCAAUCACUAAAGUGACAGUUUAAAAAGGGACACAGAACAAGAGUAUUAUUUACUGCAAUUAUUGAUGAUUUUCAUGCACCUGCUCACACACAAGCAUGCUCACACACACAUGGAAAUAAUAACACACAGAAAGGUAUGCACUUGCACCCUACCCAGAAUCAACCAAAUAUGUUUAAGAACAUAUAUCAGUAGUUAAGUAUUUUGAAACCGAGGUACUCACUGGUUGAAUUGUUCAUUGCUUCUGUAAAGACUGCUAUCAUAUUAUGUUUUAUGUUCUUUCUUCAUUUGUCCAUUUCAGUAAUCCCAGGGAGCUAUGUUAACCUCCUAAGAGUAUCUUCAUAAUUUGUGGCUUGUCAGCAGUGCAUGAGAAAACAUUCAUGGUUGCAACUACUUAGCCCAGAGAGAGUAUCUGUAACAUGCAUACUGGUAUAGGAAUUAGCUUAU
This is a messenger RNA of Penaeus monodon (black tiger shrimp), 1766 nucleotides long. RefSeq lists its product as uncharacterized. Lineage: Eukaryota; Metazoa; Arthropoda; Malacostraca; Decapoda; Penaeidae. The record is from RefSeq and is a predicted model, not a curated record. Gene Ontology annotation, biological process: abscission; mitotic cytokinesis checkpoint signaling. Gene Ontology annotation, cellular component: midbody; centrosome; cleavage furrow. Gene Ontology annotation, molecular function: phosphatidylinositol-3-phosphate binding.